AUGGCAAAGCUCUUUACCAGACGCUCCUUGCCCCCAUCGUCCGCAAGAAACCACUUCAGUCUGGCGACCUUUGGUGUUCAGCUGGGCAUGAUGUUCUCCGUGCAGAAGGUGGCCGACUGCUGGAUCCAGGAAGGGGCAAACCUGUUCCUGGCUCUCCUGCUGAGCAGCUUCUUCAGCUCUGAGAACCUGUCCGCUCCAGACGACGAUGGCGAGAUGAACAACCUGCACAUCGCCAUCCACCGCAUAACCAGGGGCCUGACCUGGUGUAGGGGACAGGUGGUGGAUUUCUUCAAUGGGAACCUGAAGCGUCGGAGGAAGAAGCGGAAGGAGGCCAAAGCCAUGAUGAAGUUGAAACGCCUCAGCAGCACACACACACCUGAGUCCAACGGGGCCGUUAUAGGCCGCAGUCUGGAGAAGUUCGUGGCCCCGGAGGAGGACAGCUACAUGACCAACCCCAACCUAACCAUCAGCGUGCCCAUUGCGCCGGGGGAGUCAGACGUGGAGUUCCCAGAGGAGGAGGACGAGGAAGAGGAGGAGGAGGACCAGCGGAGCGUCACCUCGGAAAAGGAGGAGGAGGAGACGGAGGAGGGGUUGGAGCAGAAGGAUGAAAUCAGCCUAUCAGAGGGCAGCACGGUGGACCUGAGGAAGCCCGGGGAGGAAGAGGACCACUUCUCAGAGAUGGCAGAGGAAGCCAUGGACCCUGAGAACUGUUUCCCUGACUUGUGUGUGCGGCGGUUCCGCUGCUGUGACGUAGACACGGCGGAGGGCCUGGGUUUGGUCUGGUGGAGGCUGAGGAAGACUUGCUACCACAUCGUCGAGCACAGCUGGUUUGAGUCCUUCAUCAUCUUCAUGAUCCUGCUCAGCUCAGGGGCUCUGGCCUUUGAGGACAUCUACAUCGAGCAGAGGAAAGUGAUCAAGGUGAUCCUGGAGUACGCUGACAAGAUCUUUACCUACAUCUUCAUCCUGGAGAUGCUGCUGAAGUGGAUUGCCUACGGCUUCAAGAAAUACUUCACCAACUACUGGUGCUGGCUGGACUUCCUCAUCGUCGACGUGUCCUUGGUCAGUCUGGUAGCUAACACACUGGGCUACUCAGACUUUGCUGCCAUCAAAUCCUUACGAACCCUGCGGGCCCUGAGGCCUCUCAGAGCUCUGUCCAGAUUUGAAGGCAUGAGGGUGGUGGUGAACGCCCUGAUCGGGGCCAUCCCCUCCAUCAUGAACGUGCUGCUGGUCUGCCUCAUCUUCUGGCUCAUAUUCAGCAUCAUGGGCGUCAACCUGUUCGCUGGCAAGUACGGCCGCUGUGUGAACCGCACGGGCUACGUGUACAACGCCUCCUUCGUAAACAACAAGACCGAGUGCCUGGCGCUCAACGACACUCACUUCUACUGGAGCAAGGUCAAGGUCAACUUCGACAACGUGGGCGCGGGCUACCUGGCGCUGCUACAAGUGGCUACGUUCAAAGGCUGGAUGGAUAUCAUGUAUGCAGCUGUGGAUUCGCGCUCGGUAGAGGAGCAGCCCAUCAAGGAGGUCAACCUCUACAUGUACCUCUAUUUUGUCAUCUUCAUUAUCUUCGGCUCCUUCUUCACCCUCAACCUCUUCAUCGGCGUCAUCAUCGACAACUUCAACCAGCAGAAGCGAAAGUUAGGGGGACAGGACAUCUUCAUGACGGAGGAACAGAAGAAGUACUACAACGCAAUGAAGAAGCUCGGCUCCAAGAAGCCCCAGAAGCCCAUACCCAGACCUAUGAACCCGGUGCAGGGCUUCUUCUUCGACCUGGCGGGAAAGCAGGCGUUUGACAUCCUGAUCAUGGUGCUGAUCCUGCUCAACAUGAUCACCAUGAUGGUGGAGACGGACGAGCAGGCGCCGCACAUGGAGGCCAUCCUGAACAACGUCAACCUGGCCUUCAUCGUGCUUUUCUCUGCCGAAUGCCUGGUCAAGAUCAUGGCGCUGCGCUGCUACUUCUUCACCGUGGGCUGGAACAUCUUCGACUUCGUGGUGGUCAUCCUCUCCAUCGUGGGCAUCGUGUUAGCGGACAUCAUCGAGAAGUACUUUGUGUCGCCGACGCUGUUCCGAGUGAUCCGAUUGGCCCGCAUCGGCCGCGUGCUGCGGCUGAUCCGGGGCGCCAAGGGCAUCCGCACGCUGCUUUUCGCCCUGAUGAUGUCCCUGCCAGCACUCUUCAACAUUGGCCUCCUCCUCUUCCUCGUCAUGUUCAUCUACGCAAUCUUCGGCAUGGCCAACUUCGCCUACGUCAAGAAGCAGGCGGGCAUCGACGACAUGUUCAACUUCGAGACAUUCGGGAACAGCAUGAUCUGCCUGUUCCAGAUCACCACCUCGGCAGGCUGGGACAGCCUGCUCAGCCCCAUCCUCAACAACUCCCCCGAGGAGUGCAACGCCCAGCUGCCCCACACCGGCACCAACGCCAGAGGCAACUGCGGAAACCCCUCGGUAGGCAUCACUUUCUUUGUGACCUACAUCAUCAUCUCCUUCCUCAUCGUGGUCAACAUGUACAUCGCCAUCAUCCUGGAGAACUUCAGCGUGGCCACGGAGGAGAGCACGGAGCCGCUGAGCGAGGACGACUUCGAGAUGUUCUACGAGGUGUGGGAGAAGUUCGACCCGGAGGCGACGCAGUUCAUCGAGUACGCCAAGCUUUCGGACUUCGCCGACACGCUGUCAGAGCCGCUGCGAAUCGGCAAGCCCAACAAGAUCAAGCUGAUCAGCAUGGACCUGCCUAUGGUGAGCGGGGACAAGAUCCACUGCCUGGACAUCUUGUUUGCCUUCACCAAGCGCGUGCUGGGCGAGUCGGGCGAGAUGGACGCGCUCAAGCAGCAGAUGGAGGAGAAGUUCAUGAUGGCCAACCCGUCCAAGAUCUCGUACGAGCCCAUCACCACCACGCUGCGCCGCAAGCAGGAGGACGUGUCGGCGUCUGUCAUCCAGCGCUGCUACCGCCGCCACCUGGUGCGGAGACAAAUGAAGGCGGCGUCCUUCCUGUACCGCCAGCUCACCACGCCGCGCCACGCCUCGGGCGAGGACGAGGCGGGUGGUGCUGGGGAGGAGGCAGUGGAGAAGGAGGGGCUGAUCGCCGCCAUGAUGCGGGAAAACUACAGCUCUGGUGGGGCGGCCAUGGAGCACUCCCAGACCGUCUCCACCAUCUCCUCACCACCGUCCUACGACAGUGUGACACGGGCCACCUCGCAGCUCUUUCACGGGCUCACCCCCAAGACAGAAGUGCCUGGCGCAUCACACAGCGACCUCAGCAAGCCGUCGCCACCAGAGGGCCCCGCGGACCCCAAGCAUGGGGUGUAGCCGCGACUCAGCUGGGUAUCAGAGGCAAUAACGCGGACCCCCAGCCUGGGGUGUAGCCGCCAUUCAGCUGGGGAUCAGAGGCACAAAACAACUCAACUAAAACACAAAACAAAGGCUGAUGGAAGAUCUUCCUGUUUGGGGUGAAAUGUGUACAUUCAUUUGAUGAAUUAACCAUAGAUCACUUUAUAAGAGUGAGGAGGAAGCAAAAUCAGGAGGGAUAUGAGAAGGACCGACGUAUAAGGAUCAAUUAAAAGAGCAAACAAUGAGGAUUUUAUCUUUCUUUUAUCAAACUCUCUUUUCAUCCAAUUUGAGGUCCUAAAGUCCUCCCUGCCGGUUGUUGUCAGGAGAUUCACAUUGAGGUCCAGGAGCAUUGAAACAAAUGAAACAGCAUUGAAACAGCGACCACUGGGAUACCUGUGAACUUCCUGCAUUGUCAUGACAACGGGAGCCUAGACGGUUCGAAGAGUCCCCGAUAUUUUGACCUCAGGGGCAAAACACUCAACUGAUCUAUCUAUCAUUCAUUAGACAGGGAGGGCCUAAUAGUCCACCCAAUAGUCAUCAAUAUUUAUGAAGCAUCUUGGCUUUAAUAGACUGUGGGUGGGAACACUUGGACCACUUUCUGACCAGGCAUUGAGGGACUAAUGGGAAUACAACAGAAAAGGCCAAAAGUAAACUUUAUCGAUGUUAAAAGUCCUUUAAUAUUGUUGCGAUUAUUAAAUUUUCUUAUGUUUUUUAGAGUAAGUUGAGCAAAACGAUUAAAUGAUGCUGGUAGACUGGGCUGGCGUCUCGCUUAACAACCAGGUUGCCGCGUCAGAAGGGGCAGAGAAACAUUCUUUACCGUCUGGGAUCGCUUCCCCUGUCCACCUGCUUUUAUUGAAGAAUUUUGCACUUUUGUUUAGUUUACCUGGGCUGUCACCCACAAACAGAAAAAACAAGCCGUUUAGAGCCUGAUACCUAAGACUACAUUGCAAUGAUUUUGUUUUAGUUGUCUUCUUUUUUGGGAGGUAUUUUACUUGAGAAAGCACCACAACAGACGCCAGUAACACAAAACGAAACACAUCCAAGAAUCUCCUGAUGCUUUAUCUAGCCUACAUCUUCAUACCGCACGGUUCCCCAUUCAAGCCGUGGAUGAUUUGUCAUCAAGUAACUAUUUUAAACGAUGUCAACACUCCUGGUAUACUGUAUUCAACCUAUGAAUUCAGUUCUAACAGCUGUUUGCCCUUGUGUAUAAGGGGGGCUCAUCCACAGGGCCCAAAAGCCAUGCACAAAAAGGAACAGAGUGGAGGUGUACUUCAGAUACUACACCGCUAGAAAGGAUGAGGGAAGUAGACUUCUUGUCUUGAGAAGUCACUAAAAAUGGGCCACAUUUCACACAAUAAAAAAACACUUUGAUGUGGAAUGUGGUGCUAUGAUAAAAUUGUUUAAAUACAGAGAAUAUGUCCAAUAGAGAUCAGGUUAGUUAGAUGUACCUGAAGAACAGCCUCAUCCUGCCCUCAUUACUUGUGGCUAUAAGUGAAAAAAACUUCUGAUUCUUUGGUCUGCAUUAAUUUGCCAGUAUAUGUAUACUGAACUUGCAUGGCAAGUGGAUCUGAAAUCUAAAAAUCAUCCACUGUCAGGAAAUCUGAACUGAUGUGAUUUCUCUGGCCAUGCAUAAUUUAUUUGGCAGGAAUGAGGCUGGAAAAAACUCAUUCAGGGCUGACUUCUGGUUGUUAAAGUGCUUUUUUCUCUUUUUUCUGAGUUGGAUCAAUAGUCUACGUUUAGAAAAACCAUCACAUCUGUAGUAAAGCCAGAAAUAAUUGAAGGAAUAAUGUUUUCAAGUGUCAGUGUGCUGAAGCAGAUCAGGAAAUGCUAAUGUGUGCACUUCAGUGCAGUGAAUGCACAUUUUUAAUACAUGUGGCAGAAAUACCCUUUUAAAUACACUUGUUAAAAUGAAGACAAUUAAACAAGGUUUUUAAAUGACUUGGCACCAUGAUUAUUCAAACCGGGGCGAUUAAUGUCAGGUGUUUUUUUUUACAAACAUAAUAGAGUACUUUCCAGGGAAGGAAACGGACAUGUAACAGAAGGUGGUUGAUUUCAGCUGUAUUGUCAUGAUUCGAUGGUCUGUUUCAAGUGCCGUUAGGGACGGUAGUGACCAUCCUUUUAUACUGGCUGACAAAUCCAGACCUGUAUCAGUCCUGACCGUUCCUGGGCUGUUUACAAAUUUAGCAUAUAUUUAUAAACAAUGAAGACAUUAGGAGAGCAGGUUGGAUUUUAAAGAAUAUCCAUUGCUGGUCCCAAAAUAACUUUAUCUGAAUUCUCCUAUGUUCCAACUCUGGAGCGAAAUAACUUAUUUUCUUACCAUAGAUUCCCAAGAAAUGUAUUAAUGCUUCUUUUUUGAAGAAGGAGUUGCUGAUGGAUUGUUUUAUUGAUUGAAUGAGUUGUUGUUUUAGUUUUUGUGUGUCAUGAUGUUCUGCAUCACAGAUGGAAAGCGGUGGCACCUUAUCUAUUUUGCACAGAGAAACAAAAAAACAAAACGUCUAGCAAUAAUGGUUUACUGAUACUGAUUUGAUACCGCCUUACUUUAAUGUGUUCCAGUGUAUUUAUCUGUGUAUUAUUGUCGGGCAAGUCAUUGAUAGCCUGCUGAGUUAAUACAUUGGCACUGUGUUCAAGAACAGUGUAGAAAUUGUAAUUGGAGUCCUGAACACCUGGGCAACCAAUGCUUUACAGACCAAUCUUUUUAUCAUAAUGGUUUAUCCCCCAAUGAUGUAAUCAAAUCUGUCAUAGCUUUGGUAAUUCCAAUUGGUUAACACUCACCUGUCCGGAGAGUGGUUUCUUCCCAUUGGUUAAUACAUAUGUUAUUAGACUGGAAUAAGAAAAUGUUAAAGUAUAGUGAUAUCCUUUUAUUAAGAAGCAGUGUCAAAGUGUGCGUAUUAUAGAGCCUUUGUUUAGUCUGGUUGAAACUCAAAUAGUUCCAACGAUAAACUCAAAUAAGUCAGACAACUUCUCUCUAUAAAUAUAUUUAUAUAUCUGUCUGUGUCUGGAUUUCAAUGUCUCUCUCCCUCCCCCUUUCUCUCUUCCUCUAUCUUUUGAUGAUCGACCAAGGGAAAGUUGCUAAUGCUUUACUUGACAAUUUAAAACAAAGCAGAAGAACAAUUUUACAGGCAGCGCCAGGACCCUAUUCUGCUCUUUCUACGAAAUUCUAAGUGGAUAGACACCCACUUAGCGAGUCGACUCCAGAGACACGGCAGAAGUUAGCUCCACAAGCAGAUUUCAGGGUUGCAGUUGUGUAUUGAAGGGCUGAUUUCAGUAGCAAUAGACCGAGAGUGUGCCUGGUACACAUGCCAUGCCCCUCCCCCAACACCCUAGAAUGCCUUUCCGUUGCUUCAUGGGGUUACUGCUACUACUUUCUUUGUUUUGAUUGGCUGAUUGACCCGUGGAUAGGUUCCAUCAGUUUAUGGAUAUUCAUGCUUUUUAUAUGGACUCACCCCUCGUCACCCCAAGCGCACUCCCCACACACAAAUACACACAUGCAGAGGCAUAAAGACACCAUCAUAUUCUACUCAGAGAGCUUAGCGACUUCAAAGUGACAUUAUAGCUUCCUAACAGCUCCAUGGUGUACGUUUAGCACAAUGGGAUGUAGCCAUCACCAACCCACGGGCCGAGGGAGGCGCCCACAGGGCUGACUGGUGAGAAGGAGCACUGGGAGCGGAUCAGGAGUCUGAAGACCAUCACACCAUGUCUCCUCAGAGCUUCCUUUCUGCCGCUUCUGAUCCACAUCCCCAAACGGACACACAAACCAUCCUGUACUAAGAAGAUGAAAAGCUGCUUUGCCAUCUCAAGACAAACGGACACACAACCAUCUCUGUAAUAAUAGGAUGAACCCGCAAAAAGAACAAAAUGUGGUUUCAUUGUUCAUUAUUAUUAUUAUUAUUAUUAAUGUUACUAUUACUUGUGUGAUAAAUGCAAUACAUCAGCUAAGUGAACAGGCAUCAAAUACUGCUGUAUCAUAUUUAUGAAAGUGGAAAUGAAAAUGAUAUUUAUUUCCUUUGUGGUGUGGAUGUGGUUUCACCGCUCCCUGUUUACACACGGUUGUGAAAUGGCCUGACACUCAUCACAAACAGCCACUUGUCUGGUCAGAGGUUUAUAACAGUUACGUCUGUUUGUGUGUUAUUUCAUGAUUGCUAACAACAACGUCAGUGUCCUGGACAUCAUUGCUAGGUGUGAUAAUGUUAAAGUGCUCUUCUGCUCUGCCCUCUGUCUUCUCUCUAUUCUGUCAUCAACCAUGAUCCGUGGUUUGGUUAAAGACAUUAGAAAGACAUUAUACUAAUACCAUUAGGAUAAUUAUUAUUAUUAUUUAUUAUUAAUUUAACGGUAUUAUUUUAUUAUUAUACAGACAUCAUAUAACCAUGAGUAUGACCCUAUAUUCACCAUAUUUCUUAUCUAAUGUGAGUUGUAGAGGGUUUUUCAUCUGCUUAUGUCCCGCCCACCACACACACACACAUACACUGACUUUCCUCUUAGUUAUCAAAAUUGACAGAAACUGAAUAAAAAACAAAAAGAAUAAAAAUGUCACAAGUCACAGGGAAAUUUUCAGGUUUGCAGCGAUGAAAGCUACGUUGUCGAUAUAAAUAAAAAAUAAAAAAGGUAAAAAAUAAGAAUAUACAUAGCCGAUAGACCGUUCCACAGCCGUUGAGUAUACAGAGGGAGGAGCAACUGGGUCAAGUAGGGUGCUGUACACCACCCAGCUAGAGACAGAAAACAGCGGAUGACUGGGUGAAGGGGCUGUACACCACCCAGCUAGAGACAGAAAACGGGAUGACUGGGUGAAGGGGGCUGUACACCACCCAGCUAGAGACAGAAAACGGGAUGACUAGGUGAAGUGGGCUGUACACCACCCAGCUAGAGACAGAAAACAGCACCCAUCCAGACAAACAGCUACAACAAGAAUACCACUACUGAAUAAUAUAUAUAUAACUUUUUAGUACUUUGAGUUUAAAUACUUUUUAGUACUUUGAGUUUAAAUACAUUUUAGUACUUUGCAAAUACUUGUCUGUAUAUAAAACAAAAGCCUCUGAUAAUAAAUGAGAAAAAAAAAUACAUACUGAAUUCGGUGGUGAUGUUGUAAUUAUGAACAAAUGUGUGUCCUGUUGAGUGAUUUGGUAGGGGUACGUUUUCCAAUGUCUUAGCUAACCCUAACCCUGUUGUGUGAUUUUGGUGGUAGUAUGUUUAUUUGUCUAAUGUCUAUUUUGGUUAAGAGACUAAAGCUGAAGAAGGCUCAAAUUCUUGGUUUGUGUACGGCACUUCAUAUAUUCUGUAUAGAUACCAUGUACUUCAAGGUACUGAUUACAGUUACUGAUUUAGAAUGAUACUGAGAAUUGUACUUGUGAUUUUUUUUAUCUUGGAGCCAAACUAAACACUAAACACUACAUAUAGCUAAACACUACACAUAGAUAAACUCCAAAAUCAAUGUUCCUGAUAUACACAAGUAUUGACAAGGGACAAGUAUUGUCUUUGUGUUCAUAAAAUGUAUAUAAUCCAUCUAUACAUUAAAACAAUUGUCUUAUUAUAUAUAUAUAUGAAUCUCAACGUUCCUUAAAACAAAGAUACGGUCAAAAUCCACAUUCCAAGAUAGAUGUAACACAGGUUUAAACUUUCUGAACCAAAGAUACGGUCGACAUCAACGCCUAGAUACAUCUAAUGUUGAGGUUUAAACUGCUCUCAGGUCUUCUGGGUUAUUGGUCGAAAUACAAUCAGGGUAGGCUAUAUUCUGUUUGAGAUUUGUGGAAAAACAUUCUAACAUGCAUGCCAAUAUCCUAUAUUAUUCAACAUUAUAUGAACACAGUAUUCUGAACAACCCCCAAACAUAUUGAUUCUAGAUUACUGUGAUGGAGCGGGACGCUAGGAUACAUACAUUCCAUGAACAUUAAUGUAUGCAAUUUAAGCACAGUUCAUGUUGCUUACGAGUUUAUGAGUUCUGUGUAAAGUGUAAUUAACUCAAAUCUAGAUGUAGAUAUAUCACCUUAAUAGUGAACGUCAUUUUCUAAUUUAAAUAAAUAUUAUUUAGCUGUCUUUUACUCCAAACCAUAGCUCACUCGUUGCAAUAAAAAUGAGUGUGCUUUGAUGGCAGCUAUGCUGCUAUGCUGCCAUGAGCUUUGAUGGUAGCUAUGCUGCCAUCAAUUGUUUGUUUUUUGUAGUGAAUUAGGUUCCACUGGUUAAACCUGCUUCCACUGCUUAAACUCAGUUCCACUGGUUAAACUAGGUCCUACUGGUUGAAGUAGGUUUGAGUGGUCAGGGGUCGUAAACUAGGUUCCACUUGUUAGGGGUCGUUAACUAGGUUCCACUGGUCAGGGGUUGUAAACUAGGCUCCACUGGAUAAGGGUUGUAAACUAGACUCCACUGCUUAAGGGUUGUAAACUAGGUUCCACUGGUUAGGGGUCAUAAAAUAGGUUCCACUGGUUAGGGGUUGUAAACUAGGUUCCACUGGUUAGGGGUUGUAAACUAGAUUCCACUGGUUAGGGGUCAUAAUCUAGGUUCCACUGGUUAGGGGUUGUAAACUAGGUUCAACUGGUUAGGGGAAGACACAUCUUCUAAGGUGCCUCAGUGCCAGACAGAACAGCGCCUCCCUGAAUGGUGCCCAGGCAAUAAACCCUCAUGGGAGAGAGGUUAUUAUUCAUGGCCCGUGAGUACUAUUUCUGUUGUUGAGUGCAAUGAUCAUGGCAAGCUGCAUAUUGAUAGGGAUAAGAAAUAAGGAACCAGAUUAAAAUUUCUUUCAUUUCAAAAUGUGGAAUGUGGAAUCAUUUUAAAUUAUUAGUUAAUUAUAAGCCACAUUAUUGAGUCAAAUAGAGUGUUUGCGUGUGUGGGCAUUAACAUCUACUAAAAUGAUUUGUUGGAGGCACACAAACAAUAGGAAGUGAUGGAAUUGGUUGGUGAUCUAGGGGUCUACACAUGCGAAUAGAGCUUGAGCUUCUUUAUAUGAAAGGCCUAAUAAAGGACAUACAAGAUUAUCAAUUUGGAUGUUCCAACCGGAAGUGAUGUAAUCCCUCCCUGAGAGGUAUUUGGAAGAUGUAGAGAAACAUCAUUAAUGGGAGCCUAGAAUGAAUUGUGAAUAAGAUAGAGAUGUCGGCCUCUUUGAUAUAAAUCUGAGCAUAAGGUCUACUUUAGAAUUGUUGCCACAGCCCACUGGCGGUUGUGUCUUUCAUAUGAAAGACGGCAUUUAACUAUAUUAGAAUGGUUGAUUAGGCAGCUGUAGCCCAAAUGAAGGGAUGCAAUGAGUAGGUGACAUAGGGGUCGAAGAAACUCACAAGUGAGCCAUAGAACUGGGGUCUCUUUAAGGUCAACGAGGGUCUCAAGGACAUAUACAUGGAAUCUCUGGCCUUUCAGGGAGGAACUCAUAAAGAAUUAUCAAAUGCUCCCUUGAAAUGCAUUGGAAACACAAUGCAUUGCCAUGAAUUCAUCUAAAUUUGUAUACAAGAGAUAGAAACUUGGCCAGUAAACGUAUCAACCCAGGGUAGUCUGUGAAGAGGCCGCCUGCAGCUUCGGUAUCCUAACCCUCCAACAUCGUCCUUAAGACCAUCCCUUAAUUUGACUCCCAAUUCAAACGCGUCUAUAUUUUACAUUGGUUCUCACUUUACAUGUUUCAUUGACACACAACACUCAUGAAUUAUAAUGACAUACCCUUGAUUUAAUACAAUUGUUGAGUAUUGCCUACCGUCAUUUAAC
Gadus chalcogrammus (walleye pollock) is the source of this 10998-nucleotide messenger RNA. RefSeq names its product sodium channel protein type 5 subunit alpha-like. Gene Ontology annotation, cellular component: plasma membrane; axon; voltage-gated sodium channel complex. The record is from RefSeq and is a predicted model, not a curated record. The coding region runs from base 1 to 3300 and encodes 1099 amino acids. NCBI's taxonomy places the organism in Eukaryota, Metazoa, Chordata, Actinopteri, Gadiformes, Gadidae. The transcript has 15 exons. Gene Ontology annotation, biological process: neuronal action potential; sodium ion transmembrane transport; membrane depolarization during action potential. Gene Ontology annotation, molecular function: voltage-gated sodium channel activity; protein binding.